Messenger RNA from Drosophila albomicans, 648 nucleotides. RefSeq names its product 40S ribosomal protein S12, mitochondrial. The record is from RefSeq and is a predicted model, not a curated record. The coding region runs from base 182 to 616 and encodes 144 amino acids. Gene Ontology annotation, molecular function: structural constituent of ribosome. The transcript is spliced from 2 exons. Lineage: Eukaryota; Metazoa; Arthropoda; Insecta; Diptera; Drosophilidae. Gene Ontology annotation, cellular component: small ribosomal subunit; ribosome. Gene Ontology annotation, biological process: translation.
CUGCGGUCACACUGACGGCAUGCCUUCCAAUUGUGCAUUUGCCUGCUGAGUUUUAUUAUUAUUUAUUAUUAUUGUUAAAAGCUUAUUAUAACAUAAAUAGUAGUUGAACUGCUAUUGUGCCUUGUAUAAUUGAUUGGAGCAAUCCACACACACCAACGGGAAGCGCAACAACUUUGGCAAUAUGAAUUUCCUGCGACAAACAUUUAACGUUACGAAACAAUUGACGGCACAGGUCCUGCAGAGCAGCUACAACAAUUGUGCUGCCGCAGCUUGGCGAGGCAUGGCCUCGUUGAAUCAAAUGCAUCGCACGGGUCCACACAUCAAGAAGCGUCCGCCACGUCAGCCACUGGACGGAAAACCCUUUGCCAAGGGCGUUGUGCUUAAGACGCUGAUCAAGAAGCCGAAGAAGCCCAAUUCAGCGAAUCGUAAAUGCGUGCUUGUCCGCUUAUCCACCGGCAAAGAGAUGGUCGCCUAUAUACCGGGCAUUGGACACAAUCUGCAGGAGCAUAACAUUGUGCUGUGCCGUGUGGGACGAUUGCAGGAUGUGCCUGGUGUGAAGCUGAAGGCGGUGCGCGGUGUCUACGAUCUGGCGCAUGUCAUCAAGAAGGGCCAAUAAAUAGACAGACUCUAAUCAUGUGUAGUGUACAA